GCCUGCUUGAAGCGUGCCACUUCCCUCCUCCUUUUGGAUAAGACACUGAAGGAGACGGGGUGGACCUCAAGGAGUCUCUUUCCUCCUUUUUCCCCCCUUAAUUUCCCCCCUCUUUACUCCCAAAAGAUGCGGGAUACGAGGACUUGAGGAUUCCUUCGCUCAGCUUUGGAGCCACCAUGUUGACGCGCCUCUUCAGCGAGCCCAGCCUGAUCCCCGAAGUCCAGAAAUUCUCCAGCUGGGCGGACGACUGCGAAGACGACGAGGCGAGCGACAAAGAGGAGCGGAAGUCCAAGAGCUGCCCGCUCCAGGAUGAGUCCAACGACGGGGAAGUCAAAGAGGAGAACGACUUAGCGGGCGAUGACGAGGAAGAGGAGGAGGAGGAGGAAGGCGUCGAGGAGGCCGAAGGGGACCGGCCCAAGAAACGCGGCCCCAAGAAAAGGAAGAUGACCAAGGCCCGGCUGGAGCGCUCCAAACUCCGGCGCCAGAAGGCCAACGCCCGGGAGCGCAACCGCAUGCACGACCUCAACGCGGCCUUGGACAACCUCCGCAAAGUGGUGCCCUGUUACUCCAAGACGCAGAAACUCUCCAAGAUCGAGACCUUGCGGCUGGCUAAGAACUACAUCUGGGCCCUGUCCGAGAUCCUGCGCUCGGGCAAGAGGCCGGACUUGGUCUCCUACGUGCAGACUCUGUGCAAAGGCUUGUCCCAGCCCACCACCAACUUGGUGGCCGGCUGCCUCCAGCUCAACUCGAGGAAUUUCCUCACCGAGCAAGGCCAGGAGGCCGGGAGGUACCACGGGCCCAACUCCACCUUUGCCAUGCACCCCUACACCUACCAGUGCUCGCGGCUCUCGGGCGCGCAGUGCGGCGCCUCCAGCACCAUGGCCAGCUCCCACGCCUUGCGGACGCACGCCUACUGCGCCACCUACGAGUCCCUCUAUGGGAACGCCUCGCCGGACUACAACAGCUCGGAGUACGACGGGCCGCUGAGCCCUCCUUUGUGCGUCAAUGGGAAUUUCUCCCUCAAGCAAGACUCUUCGCCGGACCACGAGAAAAACUACCAUUAUUCUAUGCACUACUCCGCCCUCCCCAGUUCUCGCCCGUCCGGGCACAAUUUGGUGUUCGGCUCGUCCGGAAUGCGCGGUGGCGUCCACUCGGAGAACGUUUUGCCUUACGACAUGCACCUCCACCACGAUCGGGGCCCCAUGUAUGAGGAGCUCAAUGCUUUUUUCCAUAAUUAACGCCUUUUUUUCUCUCUCCCCAUCCACCUCCUCACCCUUUCCCACCCUGCAGCCUUGGGCGUCCCGAUGCGCUUCUGGUUUUACACUGAGCACCUGUAGAUUCCCCAACAGAUUGGCUUGGAAAGGGGAGGGUAUGAUUGGAAACCCUAAAAACACAACGAAACAAACUCCUCGGCCUUCUCUGAGGUUGCCCCGCCGCCGCCGCCCCCCCUCUUUCCAAGACCUGCGACUUUUAAUUCAAUGGUGAGCCGCUUCCCCACCCCCACCCCUUCGGAACUGGAAGGAAUAAUGAUGAUGGUGGUGAUAAUGAUGAUGAUAAUCAUAACCAUAUCUAUUCCGAUCCCUAAACUAGUUGAGCCGGGCGCCCUUGUGUUGAGGUUAACGGGGAGUAGCCGGAUCCUUCAGCCACUUAGGCCGGAACAACGGGCUUCGGAAUCUUUCGAAAGCCGUUUGCGUGCAGCAGCCUCCGCUGAGUUGGAAGCGGACGGCUCCGGCUCAAAGGGGAGGUCCGGGGAAUCGAGAGAAGGGCCCUGCCCGGGAUCCCAUGCGGCUUCAAAUGUGACUGGGUGUCGGGUUGCAGACUGGAUCUGUGAUCCCGUCCCUUUCCUUGCCCCCAAGUUAACGAAAAGAAAUCUGGUGCAAUAUGUUCUCUAAUGCAAUUUUAUACUUUAAAAGAAAACGGGGAAAAAAUCAGACUAUAUAGUUAGACUGUUUAGCUGUGGUCUCGACCAUAGGGAGGAAGGUUUUAAGAUCCAAACUGGAAAUGCUGUUAACACCAGUGUUCAAAUGUAUGGGGGAGGGAGGGCGUUGUCCCAUCCUAAUCGAUUGCCUAUAUCCAACAAUGCCUUAUAGGUAUUUAAUCUAUGACGUUCUUAAAGAUCAGAAUGGCUUUAGAACAAAAUAAUGAGUGAGAUGCAGGGCACUGAGAUGGUGGUUGGGCGGGGGGUGGGGAGGGGGAGGUUUUCCAACCUUCCAGCAACUGAAUCAAGAAUUCGCCGAGCAUUUAAUCUAUUUAAGGACGUUUAAAGGGGGAAAAAUGUUUGCAAACUUUAAGUCAGACUUUCAAUGCAGUGAGAACUUUACAAAGCAAUAAAGGGGCAAACAGAUGAUAAAUAUAUUCUAUCUUUAUCUAUGCAAGUAGGUACUGAAACUAGGAAAAAAAGUUUUUAAAAGGAAGGAAAAGAAAAAAAGGGGGAAACAAUAUCAAGGAAAGGAAUCCAUAUGAAAUAUUAGAAAUAUGGACCAACAAACUCGAUGAGGUUUUAAAUCGUGCACUUUUUUGAUUUGGGGGAAACGGACUAUCGUUAUGUUUCCCUGGUAUUUAACAAUCACGAACUUUUUGAACCACCCUUGUAACCCCAAGUAACUUAUUUUCCAAAAUUUGUCUGUCAUGCUGUUUUUUACCUGUUUUAAAAACGUUAAUUAAAAAAAGAGGGGAAAAAAGAUUUUUAUGAAAUGGGCAAAAAUGUUUUGUUAUGCAUGGAUAGGAGGGGGAAACGCGAAUAUGCAAAUUUUAAAGGUGAUGUGAAGAGAACACUGAUUAUUCUGCUUAAUACUUACGUUGGCUAGUUUUUUUUCCUCUCCCCCCGAAGUUAGUAGUAAAUCUAAGUUCUUUCUUUCUGUAAUGGGUUGGUGGGGGGAGGCAUAUAUUUAUGUAUCAAUACCCCGGUAUAUAAAUCUCUGUAUAAAAAAAAACACAACAUCUUCUAAAGACUCAGACUGGUAUAUUUUCCCCCAACAGAGUAAUGUUUCAUUUCGUGUUCUUUUAAUGACCUUCUUUUCAGCCAGGGGAAGAUUUUAAAACAUUGUCUCCGAUUCCCCACCACUGCCUUCUUCUAAUAUGGCCUGCAUCACCUUAGACAUACCAGCAUUUGUAAAAUUCAAAGGAAAGGGGCAUACAUUCCUGGUCAAUGUUUUUCAAACAAAAAAGAACUAAUAAUACUUUAGGGGGGAAAGAAAAGGAAAGGAAAGAAAUAAGAAAAGUAAAAUAAAAGUUGUAGCCAAUAUGAAAUGUCUAUUGGACACCAGAAGUGCUUUUUCGUGUGUUUCUGUUCUGUUUCCUUAAGAUGAAUAAAUAUUUAUGUCAAAUGAUAUGCUAAAGAAAAAAAGAUUUCUCCAAGUCUUGUUUCAAAUAAGGAGAGCUAUUUUCUCAAUUUUAUUUAUUUAGCUGUUUGCUUAUUGGACACCCUCCCUGUUUGGUUGACCUGCCAAACUUUUAUAUUUUAGAGGAAGGUAUUUGGUUAGAGGAGCAACCUUUCCCACUCUGCUCGUUUCUUAAAUCUCCCUUUUUCUUAGAAUACAGAAGAAAUAAUACUGUUAGAAAGUCAAACAGGUUUUAUGAAUGGAAGGUGUAGAACUGCUCCCUCCCCUCUCCAUACCUUGGCAUUUGCAUUUUUUAGAACUAGGAAGAGGAGAGAAGGUUGGCCGGCAAACUUCCGAAUUGUGUUUUAAAUGCAUGCCUUGGUUAGAGGCCGAAAAGGGAGGGUGUGUGAAGCCCUGGCAUUCAAUGGUAUAUUUUAAGCAUUGAUUUACAGAUCUUCUGUGAAAUGCUUUCCGAACACUUUUUGACGGGCAGAGAGCUGCGAGUCAGCUGUGAUCUUAUUCAAACUUGUAAUGAAGGCGCGUCCUAAGACGACAAUUAAUAAAUAUUAGAUGUUG
This is a messenger RNA of Pogona vitticeps (central bearded dragon), 3896 nucleotides long. It is a transcript of the gene NEUROD2, whose product is annotated as neuronal differentiation 2. Gene Ontology annotation, cellular component: nucleus. NCBI's taxonomy places the organism in Eukaryota, Metazoa, Chordata, Lepidosauria, Squamata, Agamidae. Gene Ontology annotation, molecular function: E-box binding; protein dimerization activity; DNA-binding transcription factor activity, RNA polymerase II-specific. The record is from RefSeq and is a predicted model, not a curated record. Gene Ontology annotation, biological process: axon development; sensory organ development; positive regulation of transcription by RNA polymerase II.